Oreochromis aureus is the source of this 3843-nucleotide messenger RNA. It is a transcript of the gene rnf34b, whose product is annotated as ring finger protein 34b. Gene Ontology annotation, molecular function: ubiquitin protein ligase activity. Gene Ontology annotation, biological process: proteasome-mediated ubiquitin-dependent protein catabolic process; protein K48-linked ubiquitination; negative regulation of extrinsic apoptotic signaling pathway via death domain receptors. The record is from RefSeq and is a predicted model, not a curated record. NCBI's taxonomy places the organism in Eukaryota, Metazoa, Chordata, Actinopteri, Cichliformes, Cichlidae. The transcript has 8 exons. Bases 131 to 1375 code for a protein of 414 amino acids. Gene Ontology annotation, cellular component: cytoplasm; plasma membrane.
CAUUACGUUAUGCUUACUCCACACACACUGGUAGCCGGAGAGAGGGAAGACGUAAUGGUUUGAUUCCCUGUGCACUUGCAAUGGUCGUCGUUCUGACAUUACUCGGCAAAUUCCUCAGACGAGAGGUGCAAUGAAGGCAGGAGCAUCGUCCAUGUGGGCGUCAUGCUGCGGGCUGUUGAACGAGGUGAUGGGCACGGGCACGGUGCGGGCCCAGCAGCCGGGGUUUGGAGCAGGCGCGGGGCCCUUUCGCUUCGCCCCCAGUGCUGGGUACUCCACCUACCCCCCCACCAGCUCAGGGAGCGCCGGGCAGCUGUGCAAGGCCUGCGGACUGGCCUUCUCGGUCUUCAGACGCAAGCACAUCUGCUGUGACUGUAAGAAGAGCUUCUGCGCUCUGUGCUCGGUGCUGCAGGAGAACCUGCGCUGCUGCACGACGUGCCACCUCCUGCGCGGCACGGCCUUCCAGCGGCCUCGGCUCAUGCAGCUCAGGGUGAAGGACCUGCGCCAGUAUCUGCUGCUGCGCAACAUCCCGACCGACACAUGCAGGGAGAAGGAGGACCUGGUGGACUUGGUGCUCUGUCACCAGGGCGCGAGGCAGACCCCGAGACCGGUGAUGGAGGAGGAUGAGGAGGAUGAAGAGGAGGAGGAGGAUACACACGAAGAGGAGGAGGAGGAGGAGGAGGAGGAGGAAGAAGAGGAGGAAGAUGAAGGGGGAGAUGACACAGACAGCCUGCACUCGCUCCCGCACUCACGUGCCGCCUCGCCCCCUUCCGCGACGCGCUCCACCUCUGAACAGUCGGUCCUCUCCGCCUCUCAGGGAGACGUGCUCAGCCCAAGUGACAGCUCAGGGACCACCAGCCAGGAGCAUGAUGAUACUCCAACAGCAUCCCUCUUGAACCUGGAGCCCACGGAAAGUCUCAUAGAGGUCAGUCCGGCGACACAAAGGAGGAUCAGAGCCUCUCUGUCUGAUCUCGACAACGAAGAGGCGAUAGAAAACCUGUCCGUCCGCCAGCUGAAAGAGAUUCUCGCCAGGAACUUUGUCAAUUACUCUGGCUGCUGCGAGAAGUGGGAGCUGCUAGAGCGAGUGCAUCGACUCUACAGAGAAAACGAGCAGAACAGGAAAUCAAUGGAAAAUGUCAACAUAACUGCAGUGGUUGCAUAUCCUCCACCUCUCUGCAACAGUGGAGUUGGAGAUGGCGUCAAAGCUCAGCUGGCAGCUGAUGAAAACCUGUGUCGCAUCUGCAUGGAUGCCAUCAUCGACUGUGUGUUACUGGAAUGUGGUCACAUGGUAACUUGCACCAAAUGCGGAAAGAGGAUGAGCGAGUGCCCCAUCUGCAGGCAGUAUGUUGUGCGGGCCGUGCAUGUCUUCAAGUCUUAAAACUCAGUGCGUGCGUGGGUUAGUGGGUGAGUGUCGGAGCGGCUCUCAGGCGUGGCCCGAGCCCUGAAUUUAUCACUGAGAAUGAACUGCUGUGCAUGACGUCUCACAGGGCCUAAUGCUGCAGCAGGCGUGAGCAACUUCUCGGUCUUAAAAACCAGACUGUUGCCUCUGGCCUACCACGGUUUGCCCCCUGCCCUCCUUACUAACUUAUGUUCCAGUCCCCCUUUCUGCACCCUGGUGGACCGGCAUCGGCUGCAUCGGGACUUUCAUUUUCUCUGUCUUUGGUCUGUAAAACACACAGGAGAAGCCCCUGCCAUCACGUUGUACUCGCCAGUGUCUGUUUAGAUUCGACCCACAAGAGAGGAGCGGGCAGGAGGUGGUCCUGCGGAUACUUGAAGUGGACCACCUUGUUAUUUGUGGGGAAGAGAAGCAGUUAAAAUAUAAGAUCCCAGGGUUAGAGUCAGUAUGGUUUACACAGUCAUGCCACAUGGCAUUGUGUCAUUCUCCUUCAGUGUUUUUUUUUUUUUUUUUUUUUUGUUUCUUUGUUUCUUUUUAGGAUGUGCAAUAUCAGAAAAAAGUAAAAAAUAAAAAUAAAAAAAAGAGAAGUGUUCUUAGAAAAUAUUUAUUAUGCACCAGGUCGUCUCACACAGGAGCAUGUAGGGUGCCAAAAAAGAUCAUGCCUUGAGUUGAUAUUUGGUUAAGAUUUCACAGUAUAAGCAUCACAUAACCAGCAAGCUUGGUGUGAUACUUUAUUCUUAUUUUUCCAUUUACUCAAAUGAACUUUGGGGAAACAGAGUGUGUACACGUGAGCCGGUUAACGCUUACUGUGUGAAGGAUCUUUUCUCGGUUGUCUCAUCCAAGACUCCUGCAGUUUGCCGGUUGGUUAAGUCACAGUGUACAUUCCUGCUAGAUCUACUGUGCGAAUGUUUAUUCAGACAACGACAACAAAAUGAACUCAAGGCCCACUUUCAAGCUUGUUGUAGAGCUUUUUGCUGCAUUUUACAGUCUCUGUAAUGUGAUCGUUCAUUGAUUUGCCAUUGAGAUGUUCCUUGAUGUCACAUGACCUAAGGUGGGAGAUCAUGUGAAAGGCCUCCUUCUCCUGUUUACGUUUUAUUUCCCCGCGUCCUUUCUCCUACUGGUCCAUUUCUCCUCACAGUCAUCGUUAAAUGUACCUUAGGAGCUAAACUGAUUUAUAAAUGUCACACGUCCACUAGUGAUUAUAGACAGGAUGCACGUAAGACAGUUUUAUUCCAUCAUCUUACAGUAACUCUAACACAGUGGAAUAUAAUUUAACUGCAAAAUUGUGUAGCAGUUGUUACCAACUACGUUUCCUGAUACAAAAAAGCAGAAGAGAUAACAUAUCACUUAUCCAUGAAUGACUUAGAAGAUGAUUAAAUCAACAACUGUAACACAGCUACAAAUGCACAACUAUGCUAAUCAGUUUAAGUCUUCUCGCAUUUUACCUGCUUCUAAGGGAAUUUUUUUGUGGACAGUAGAACCCAGUCUGGCUGACAAAUGAUCCUGCUGUGCAGCACAUCAUAAAUAAGUGAUGUUGCCUAAUAGGACUGACACUAUGGAAGCAAGGGUUUCUCAUUUGGCGGCUUCUGUACUCAAAUCUCUCUCCCAUCUUCGCCAGGAGGAGCUGAGAGGUGAGGACGACACAGAAGCGAAUGAAGCGAGCAGCUUCAUUUAAUGAAAACAAACCCAUGACAUGCUGCUGGAUGCCCCAGUAGGUGGUACUAAGUGGACCUUGAGUUUAGCCCCUAUAUUUAUCUACAUUUUAAAGUUGGUUUAGUUUUCUAUAACUUUCACCAAGCAAUACCGUUUCAUUUCCAAAUUGAUCACUUGUUUUUGUCGUCCUUUUUAAUGUCAGAUCGUAGGAAGGUAACAGGUGCUACUCCUUUUUUUGUUUUGUUUUUUGAGUGAAACUUCCUCACGCAGACGUUUUGCCACGUCAUUUCCAAAUAUCCAUCACACAGUAAGAGGCAGCCUGAUUUACUUUAACCUGUUAUGCAAAUAAAACAUUUUGUUCUUGUCACGAGAUCCAGUUAACUCGGAUGUCACUGAAGUAUCUGUGUGUACAGUAUGCCUGUGGUAAAUAAAAUAACUGCAAUUUAAUCGCUGUUAAGUAAAUUGCAUAGAUAGCUUUUAUUGUUGUUUACUGAUACUUUAUUAAAUGUAUAUUUUUCCAUUUACCUUGGAGUUGACAUGAUUAAAAAUUCUAAUCAUUACAAAGGUUUAAAAAAAAAAGAAGAAGAAUUUACUGUUUUUCAGAAUGUAUUUCUGCUGGUUAUGGUCACAUGAGUUUGAUCAUGUCUCUCACUAUUAAAGUUGCAUCAUAGUCUUGCUUUCUACAACCUUUCUGUUGUCUUCUGCUUCCAAUUCACUCGCACCAUGCGAUGUAACAGUCGCUGUUACUCUGUCAGUUUGUUGUUGCUGCUGUCUCUCAAAGAUGUCACUCACGGGCA